UACAAACCCAAGGAGAAGUCACACAGACGUCACGCUACGGACAGAAGCGACGCAAAAGUGGUACUAGAGAAGCGCUUAUACCCGUCCCUUGAAGUCUAGACAAGAGGAAGUUUAACGAUUGAUUACCGUUCCACCGGCACAACUUCACUAUACUAGUUCAUCUAGCCAUCACUCCUAUACCUCUCGCAUUUGCUUGACAAUGACAUGAGCCGCCACCCGGAACGGAACGAGAGCGGGUUUUGCUGCGGGAUCUGUCAGCACACAACCCGCGAGGACGAGUACGCCAGCCACGCACCAAUGAGCCGCAAGGUUUACUGCGCCAGCUGUGUCAACUUCAAGCUCAUGGGGCCGUUUGUCCGGCGGCAGAGCGUGGAGUACACCAACCAAGAGGCCCGCCACACCAUCGACACCAUUCUCCACCAGUCACUCGACCCAGAACGUGGCUUGUUGCGUAACUAUGUGGAGAAUGCGGCCGAUUUCACCAUCAACAGCAUUUACAGCAACUCAAGCGAUGAGUAUGAGGAUGAGGACUCGGGAGGAUACGUGUCUGUUGACUUUCAAGCCAAAGGGGCGGGCGCAACUAAUAGCCUCGGCAAGACAUUCAACAAAUCUGUCCCUAGGCCGAGAGAGGCGGCCGUAGCCAGCCUAUCUGCACAGUUGCUUGCCAUAGAGACGAUGAACACCAAGCGGAGGGUCCGACGGUUGCAGAGAGCGACCAAAGCACUUGCGGAGCGGAAUACGCGGACCAGAGAGAGCAUCAAAGCAGCGGAGGCGACCUUAUCAACCAGAAAAACACAGUUAGAGGACCUCCAGGGAGCCUUGACAGGCGCCAGAGAGACUGAGCGGGAGAGGUUUAUGGAGGCAAUGAAGGAGGCCACGCCGAAGCUCCCAGAGACGCUGAAACUAGUGGAUUCGCUCAUGAUCCGAACGUGCAUCUCUCUCAACCAGCUAUUCUUUCCGGGUCUAGCGUCCAGGACGGCCGAGAUCCAGCUCACACGGAUUGUCAACAUUCUGGACUUUAAGUUCACCCGUCUCGAGGAAAUCAACUUGUUUCUCGAGAAGCUUGUGCUUUGGCAGGUGAUGUUGGCGAAGAUUACUGCCCGGGAUCUUCCGUUCUGGGAGGUGGCCAGCUUUCUUCCGACGCGGGAUUUUUACAACUCGUUGGGAGGGUCUUAUUUCCCCGAUUUGCGUAGCCAGACCCCUCAGGAGCCUCAGACCGCCCCUCUGGCUCUUUCUAUCAACCCAUUUCCCACCAUCCGUUUAACCAAUGUGAUCUCGGCACCCACCCGAUCCGUGUCCUUUUUGGGGGCCAGCUUCUCCGAAAGCUCGAUGGUGCUAGACAAAGCCAGGCACGGCCAAACUAGCAUUCCCUUAUCCUCCACUAGCAUCAACAACCGCCGUCGACUCAGCGUUAACAAGGAAACUACCGAGAAUGGACCCAAGCCGUUGAUGUCGCCCCCACCCAAGCACCGUUUGCGGGAGGGGCUAUCGAUUUACAAGAUUCUACCGGCACCCGUGGUGAAGUUGGAUAAAGACGCGCUUGCCAAUUUCUGCCUCAAGCUAUCGAUGAUCAUCAUAAACAUCUGGGAGUUAUACCGGCUGUUUCUCGAUAGAGCACAGGGAAGCGAGCCCACCAUCACCGAAAUUGUGGCCAAGUUGGACGAGGUAAUACUCGACGUAGCGGCGCUAUCGCAGGACCCCUGCUCCAGCAGAUUGUUCAAGCCGAGGAAGAAGGAUGUAGGGGUUGACGGGGACGAGUUUAGGUUUGACCGCACGCUGAAUGUUGAAAUGGUCACCCUUAAUUCGGUCGCCAGGUUUGUGUUCAAGUACUUGGAGCGACAGUAAUACGUGUUUUUUUUCUGGAUUAGACAGCCACUGCCAAGGUUUGGUAGAGUCUAGUAUGUUCCAACGUGUAUCUAGAAUUGGACUAGAGUUGCGGUUGUAAUGAAACUAGGAAGGGGUUGCUGAAAUUUAUUAACCCAACCUGUCGAUUUUUAGAAAUUAGUCUGGUACGAAGGUGUGUUGAUUAAAAGGGUACAGCAGUGCGCACUUGUUUCUGUAACACGCAUAAGAUUUAGAUCGAUAGGCUGGAGACUCGUUUAUAAAGGUUACUCGCAGCUAGGUUUGGAUAACUCUAAAACCGUACCGGUAGUGAGAUGCUAGUGGUUUGGCAAAUUUGAAAAGUGGUUCUGAUUAGAGCAUGUUAGAUACCAUAAUGAUGGUCCUGG
Babjeviella inositovora NRRL Y-12698 is the source of this 2228-nucleotide messenger RNA. RefSeq lists its product as uncharacterized. The transcript has a single exon. The record is from RefSeq and is a predicted model, not a curated record. Lineage: Eukaryota; Fungi; Ascomycota; Pichiomycetes; Serinales. The coding region runs from base 205 to 1845 and encodes 546 amino acids.